UUGGCGGUCACCUGACUUUGUGAGACAUUCGAUUGGGGUCUGGGGCCGCCAACCGUAAAGGGACGACGGCGUCCUCCCUUCAGAGCAAAACCCGCCCGUUGUCGCUGGUCCCCAGGCAGCCUGGACCGCAGAGCCGGAGCUCAAGGGCGCCUGCAGCGCACCUGCCCCCGCGCACCUGCCCGCCCUCCCCGCCGCCGGCCUGCCCCCGGGGCGUGUCGCCCAGGGGUCCGCCCAGUCCUUGCGAGGCUGCCUCGGUCGCCCUGAGCUGCGGCCCAGGGUCCGGAGGGUCCGGAGGGUCCGGAGCCGCAGCUGGAAGAUGCGCCCCGCGGCUGCCGGCACCCUGAAGGCAGCGUUCUUCAUCUUCGCCUCCCUGUGUGCCUGGUAUUCUGGGUACCUGCUGGCAGAGCUCAUUCCAGAUUUGCCCCUGUCCAGCGCCGUCUACAGCAUCCGGAGCAUCGGUGAGAGGCCUGUCCUCAAAGCCCCAGCCCCAAAAAGGCAAAAAUGUGACCACUGGACCCCGUGUCCCCCAAACACCUACGCCUACCGGUUGCUCAGUGGUGGUGGCAGGGACAAGUAUGCCAAGAUCUGCUUUGAGGAUGAGGUGCUCAUAGGAGAAAAGACUGGAAAUGUUGCAAGGGGAAUAAAUAUUGCCAUUGUCAACUAUGUGACUGGGAAAGUGACAGCAACACAGUAUUUUGAUAUGUACGAAGGAGAUAACUCUGGACCGAUGACGAAUUUUAUUCAGAGCGCUCCCUCGAAGUCCCUGCUCUUCAUGGUGACCCACGAUGAUGGUAGCAGCAGACUGAAGGAGGACGUUAAGAGGGCCAUAGAAGCCCUGGGAAGUAAAGAGAUCAGGAACAUGCGGUUCAGGUCGAGCUGGGUAUUUCUUGCAGCAAAAGGCUUUGAACUUCCUGCAGGAAUUCAGAGAGAAAAGGUCAACCACUCAGAUAAUGUGAAGAACAGGUAUCCGGGCUGGCCUGCAGAGAUCCAGGUAGAAGGCUGCAUACCAAAAGGACCAAGCUAACGUUGCCCGGCCUCAAUAAAUGUGCUUUUUAUAGACAAAUGCGUCCCGAAUGGACCACAACUCUUAUCCAACUGUCAAUAUUUGAUGAGUAUUUUGGGUUUGUCGUCAACCAACCGACCAAAAUAUUUGCCAGUCGUGUAAAAUCUUGUCACACAGACUUUUUUACGCCAGUGUUUAUAGAGUGAAGGUAAUGAGCCGGACAGCUGAAAUGCAUGGGAAUUGUUCAAGGGGAUGCAGUGACUUCACCUUGAAAGGAGAGGAUGGGGGGGAAGCAGCCACUGCUUGUGCAGCUGCGGAGCCAUUUUACGAUUGGAUCUAUGUUUGACCCCUGUGGUCCAGACAGCUCUGCAGAGAGAAAACCUUUAUUCCCCGAUCACCGAGCACACCCUCCUUUUGGACGGUCACCUCUCAGGAUAAGCAGCAGUCAGAGGGCUUAGCCACCUUCCUGGGUCAACCCCAGGUGAGCUCUUGAGCUCCCCCUGCAGGUCCCUGAACUUAUUCAUUCCACAAAUCUGGGUGCGCCUAACUUGGGCACCAGCGGUGCGGUAGU
This is a messenger RNA of Balaenoptera acutorostrata (minke whale), 1574 nucleotides long. RefSeq names its product FAM3 metabolism regulating signaling molecule B (gene FAM3B). The record is from RefSeq and is a predicted model, not a curated record. Bases 317 to 1024 code for a protein of 235 amino acids. The transcript has 8 exons. NCBI's taxonomy places the organism in Eukaryota, Metazoa, Chordata, Mammalia, Artiodactyla, Balaenopteridae.